AAUAUUUACUAAAACCAAACGUCAAUAAUUUUCUACUUUGUUAGUUUUGGAAAAGAAAAACCUCUUUCUAAUUGCUAAAAAAAACAUAAUUAAUUGGAAAAAUAACAAAAAAUAAUAUAAAAAAUGCCUUUAUCCUUUGAAAAUAUGUGUCGUACAUGCAUGCUGAAUGAAAGUAAACAGCAAGAAAUGGCAAACAAAAAUAAAGUAAAAAUGAAAACGCCACAAAUGGUGUCCAUAUUUACAGUUCCGGAGGAAGCCAAAGAAAAACUUAAUUUAAUGGAGCUGAUUAAAACUACAGUACCACAAUUGAAAAUCGAUGAAAAUGAUCAGUUGCCGAAGAAUGUGUGUGUCGAAUGCUCCGAAAAAAUCAAAGAAAUGUAUAAUUUUCAGCAGACAUGUCUAAGUAAUGAACAUAAAUUCUAUAAAAUGUUAGAAGGAGACGAUGAUGCCAUUAAUCCAUUCAAUGAUACAGAGGACCAUGAAGAUGUCUUUAAGACUGAAUUUGAUGAUUCGUUCAUUGAAGAGAAUUCUUUACAGACUGACGAAGAAAUGAUUAUGGAAGAGGAAAUAAAUAGAGCAGCCGAAGCAAAAGAAGAAUUCAUCGAAAGCUACAGUGAUUGUAGUAUUGACUUAGUUUGGGAUGAUGAUAAUAAUAGUGAUGCAGAUUGGAAUGAAAAGAAAGUGACAAGUAAAUUGAAAAAAAGUAAAAAACACAAAAAUGAACUGGUUGAUGAUGAAAUAUUCAACGUUUUUUGUGCGGAUGAGAAAAACGAAGAUGAUAAUAAUUAUGAAGAUGAUGAUGAUGAUGAUGAAUUUAAAAGCAGUACAACGAAAAGAACAACAAUAACAAAAGAAAUGAAAACUAAAGGAAAUUAUCCGUGCAAACGAUGCAAGAAAAUAUUAAAAUCAAAAGAUUCAUUAUUAAGACACGAAGGAAGACACGAAAAAAGAGACAAAGAAGGACGCAAAUAUGUAUGUAACAUUUGCAAUAAAGCAUUUCAUUAUGGUUCUGUAUUGAGGGAACAUCAAAGAAAACAUGUUGGCGAACGUCCUUAUCUGUGUUCCGAGUGUGGCAAAGGCUUUACAUCGGCUGGAAGUUUAAAGCAACAUUCACUACGUCAUUUAGAGGAAAAACAAUUUCCUUGUCCCGACUGCCCCAGAUCGUUUCCUACCAAAACUGAUAUGCUGUCUCAUUAUGAUAUUCACAAGGCUAAACCAAGAAAUCACAUUUGUGAUGUUUGUGGUCGUGGAUUUUACAAGCCAUACUUGUUAAAGCAGCACAAAAUGUAUCACAACAAUGAAAGACCAUUUGCCUGUGAAUAUUGCGAUAAAAGUUUUGUUACGCACGAAAAAGUCAAACGUCAUACCCGCAUUCAUACUGGUGAAAAACCCUACAAGUGUAACUAUUGUGUGCGAACAUAUUGCCAGUCAAGUGAAUUAAUGAAACAUUUACGUUCACAUUUGGGUGAAAAUGUUUAUCAGUGCGAAUUGUGUCCGGUUAGAUUAAAAACUGUUAAACUUUUACGCAGCCAUUUUGCAACACACAAAAACGAUGAUGAAGAAACAAAAGCCCGCAAUUUAGCCGAACUUAAUGCAUUGGAAAUGAAAGGCAUGUUUUUCAAAUAAGAGAUCUAAAUACAAUACAAGUAAAGUAUUUAUUGUAUGAUAUAUUAUUUGGCAUUAAUUUCUAAUUAUUCAAUUCGAAUAUAUUAGUUAUAUAUAUUGUAGUUAUGGAUUUUUUUAUAUUAAAAUAAUUUUAUGGUUAUUUUUAAUUAUUAAAUAAAUAUAAAUAAACUAUAAAGAACACAUCUUUUUUUAACUUUAUUGAGUGAAAAAUAGUUGUAACUUAUGCGAAAAGAAACGAGUUUUUAACAUUUGCUAUAAAAAUGUGUGAUGCAUUAAAGUAAUUCCAAAACUACUCCCCUGUAAACAUGAUUAAGGGUGUUUUUCCCGUUUUUCAUACCAAUCACGUCCCCGGAUGGCGUAUGGGGACUAUAUUUUCUCUCUCAGCUUUAGUUUCACUCAAGCUGAGGGAGGGCAGAUUGUACACCACCUGGGAAUAUUAUAGUAUUACAGUAACGGCAGCAAGUGCUGAUCGACUCGCGAGUCACGCGUCUUUAUAUUGCAAUCGUGAGUAACAUACUACUACAGAGGUGGAUACCGUGGCCUCCUUGGCGGACAGUGCGUAAAGUGUACAGCAUGCCAUGGGCAAAAACAUAGGGUUGACUGGAAAUAAUGUACUCGGAGCAAGCUCUAUGCUACCUCAGCCUUCAAAUAUAGGUUAGGGCUCCGUUUGUGUCUGUGGGUGGAAGGGAUGCUGGAAAAACUGCGCCUCAUCAGUCGGUCUUGACCAUAGGUCUAUUUGUAGACCUAGCGGUAUAAUAAAUGCCCUGUGUCGUAAGGUAACAGUUGAGGCAACUGUACCAACCAAUUCCAAGUAUUGGGUGAUUUGGUGCAAUCAUGUACGACACGAAAAAACAUCAGUGGGGAGUUCAGGAAGCUUGGCAAGAUGAAUUUUUGACCUCUAAAUUUAACAAAAGCUUGUCUGCCACAGAGAUAGUUUGACAUCGUUGGGUAGUGUUGAAUUAGUGAUGUCGUUUAUCAGACCUUGGAUAAAUCCAGGGCGGCGACGAUGGUGCGCUGACACGGCCAUUAGCAAACUGUUAUCUGUGUUAAAGCUGUUAUGGUGCUAUGCGCUUCCCUGAAUCCACGCUGGUGGUUUGCGUUCCCACGAUAAAUGGAUCAACCGAAUGAAAGAGGUCCAUAGCGUAGUUGAAUUACCUAUUACUAAGAAAUCACUAUAUGGAUACAGUUUUUCUAAUAAGAAGUCGAAGCCAAGCCUCGAAACAGAAUCUUGCGAGUAACGGUAACAAUGCCAAGCAUCCUCGAAGGUAAAGGUAUCUCAAAGGAAGACAAAAGAAAACUGCGAUGUCUUUUACCGGAAGAAAGAACCUGAGGGAACUCCGUUCGUAAUAGAUAUCAAUAUGAAUUUCAUGACUAGUCUUGUAAAGAAUAAUGGUAAGCCUUACUACGCUUCUAAAGCUGUCAUAUUUAAAAUUGGGAAGGUGCCAAUUGGAAGGGCUGUUACAUGAAGCCUCUAAAAGACACUAAAAAACGAUAACGAUAAGAAGUCAAAUCUUAAACGCGAUGAAGUAACCACUAGCUGACCAAAAUAAAGUACUAAAAUAACUAAAACGGUACCCAAAACUUCAUUAAAAGUAAUGAUAAUGAUAAGGAGCCAAAUCCAUAAAAUGAGAAGGAAAUCAUUCACUCGUCAGAGCAGUUCUGUCCAACAGCAGUUCUGUCCAAAAUUGGGAAGGUGACGAUUAAAAAGACUGCUAUUCCUAUGUCCGAUAAUCUAGCAAUGCUUUGAUGGCUAAAAUUAACAAAUGUAAAAUAUAUAUAACUUUAAUCCAGGAACCUUGGACGAUUCGCAACAAAUUACAAAUACCAAUCGCUGGGGACAAGCCCUUACCGAUUUCUUAUCGAUAGAAUAUAGACGCCAAAAUACAAACGCUCACAAAGUUAAUUUGAUCGAGGACAGCUGCCCUCUGCGAAAUCGAAAAUCUGCCCAGGAGAAACCCUGGUUAACUGAGGAGAUCCGCAACCUUGGGAGGACUCUUUGCAAACUAUUUAACCGGACACGGCGUAAAAAGACUACGAAACUCCAGGUAACUUUUCAGUGAACAGGUAGGGCAGGAGGCUGGAGGAUAUGGACGAGACAUUUCCUACCUGGUAUAUUAAAUAGCAUAGAUAAACUGAUAUUUGAGAAAGGGGAGGCAAACACGGAAAUUGUUAUUACAUCUGAUAUGGUUAAAGGUACAAUCAAGAGUUUUGCUCCCUACAAGGCUGCAGACAAAAGGACUAUCGAUGGAAACGGCUUUAAACAAAGUUGUCCACUACAUAGGCGAAUCCUUCAAUAGCAAACUGUAUACACUGGCGGUGUGCAUUGACUUCGAUGGCGCCUUCAAAAACGUACACACUGUUACUUUUAUUCAAUCCAUAAACCAAUUUUAUGUUGACCGGAUGUUCCGUAACUGGGUCAACUAAACGCUAAGGAACAGAUGGAUAAGCUGCGAGAUAUACCACAGGGAGGCAUUUUGUCUCCUAUACUCUUUGUUAUCGCUAUUAAUAGCCUCCUAAGGAACCUAACUAACUGAUGAAGGACUUAGACCUGUCUGCUGUGCAGACGAUGUUGUAAUACUUUUAAAGGAAUAGAGUCCAAAUUACUUGUGUAGAAGAGUUGAAAAGGCUUUGAAUGCGGCCUUGAGCUGGACUUAAUGUUAAACGGAAAUCUGUCUUUUCACAAGAAAACAAUUUUUACGUACACUCAACCUUGCUUCCUUGGCAAUAAGUUACAAAGUUAAGUACUUAGGUGUAAUCCUUGACGGGAAAUAAAAAUGGAAACACCACAUAGAGAAUACUGAGAAAACUGAGUUUUUAAACAUUGAAAAAUAAUACACUGGGUGAACAACUUUAAAAAAAACGCAUUUGGUGUAGUAUAUUUAUAUAAAAAAUCUUAACUUCCAAGAAAUAAAAUUAAAAUGUUAUUGUUAAUAAGAAAACAUAUUCGGUUUUUCUAAUUAUAAGUUUACUUUAAAAAGGAUUAUUCUUUGGUUUGUGCUUGAAAUAAGUACUGGGCCAAAUGCUAAAGCGAUCGCAAUUUCUAAUAAAAUUCUAUUGAGUUUUUGAUUGAUUUCGAAGGCCAGAAUUUCGAAAGCAAAUUCGAUUUAAUCUGAGAUAUUAGAUUGUUCUGCAACAGGAUGGAAACAUCUGUACAAUUAUCUUUUUUCAUAAAUUUUUUGAUGGCGAAAAAACCCAUAUUAAGUUUAUUUCCUACAUUAUAUUAUCGGUAAUAUAUAAUAGAUUUAUCAACAGAUUGUUCACAAACUAGUGAAUAGUCUAGUUCAAUGGCAAGUUCAUAAACUACACAAUAGACUACAAUAUAGCCCAUAGACUAAACCUUAGACUAAAUAAUCCAGCCCUAAUUCUAAUUUUUUGACUAGAAAAGUGUCCAAAGUUAAACUUUAAAGCACGAAGACAUAAAAUUGUUAAGUUCGUAUUUACAUAUUAUUAUUUAAACAUUUAAAUAGAAUUGAAUUAUAACGCAUUAUUUUUACGAUUUUU
This is a messenger RNA of Lucilia cuprina (Australian sheep blowfly), 5127 nucleotides long. RefSeq names its product zinc finger protein 771-like. The record is from RefSeq and is a predicted model, not a curated record. Lineage: Eukaryota; Metazoa; Arthropoda; Insecta; Diptera; Calliphoridae. Gene Ontology annotation, cellular component: nucleus. The coding region runs from base 124 to 1626 and encodes 500 amino acids. Gene Ontology annotation, molecular function: RNA polymerase II cis-regulatory region sequence-specific DNA binding; zinc ion binding; DNA-binding transcription factor activity, RNA polymerase II-specific. The transcript has 5 exons. Gene Ontology annotation, biological process: regulation of transcription by RNA polymerase II.